Plasmopara halstedii is the source of this 309-nucleotide messenger RNA. RefSeq lists its product as uncharacterized. Lineage: Eukaryota; Oomycota; Peronosporomycetes; Peronosporales; Peronosporaceae. Bases 1 to 309 code for a protein of 102 amino acids. The transcript has a single exon. The record is from RefSeq and is a predicted model, not a curated record.
AUGGAUGCAAGACAUCAAAGCGCCAUUGGCUCACGCAUUUCCGGUCAGAUCUAUGCCAGAUCACAUAAGUUGGAAAGGUCAACGCGGCACUCUGUACUCAGAGUAGACUACACGACUACACGACUUUCUCCGACCCACUGGCCCAGCGUGAAGGCUUUUUAUCGCCUCUUUGUUCGUACGAGUGCACUUUUGACCUCUGAGAAUAAGGACGCGCAGAGGUUGUGGCAUACCGACCCAGAAAGGAUCCUUUUCUCAUUGGGACAUCUCACAUCCAGACUGGGUGAACGUUUUCACGCCUCAACCUACUGA